AUGACCGAGAAGGAAGUGCCAGAGCCGCCAGCUUCACCUGCUUCAGGUGGGAAACCCAAGAGCCGGCUGCAGAAGCUGAAGGAAAUCUUCCAGCGGAAGCCCAAGGAGGAGACGGCGCCGGAGCCACAGCCCAACGGGGAGCUGGUCAGCCCCUCGGGGGGCCCCAUCUUCUACAUCUAUGAGGAGGAGGAGGAGGAGGAAGAGGAGGAGGAAGCUGAGCCCCCUCCUGAGCCCCAGAAGCUGGUCAAUGACAAACCUCACAAGCUCAAGGAUCACUACUUCAAGAAGCCCAAAUUCUGUGAUGUCUGUGCCCGGAUGAUCGUCCUCAACAACAAAUUUGGCCUGAGGUGCAAGAACUGCAAGACCAACAUCCACCACCACUGCCAGUCCUACGUGGAGAUGCAGCGCUGCUUCGGCAAGAUCCCCCCAGGCUUCCGCCGGGCAUACAGCUCCCCCCUCUACAGCGACCAGCAGUGUGCAGGCAGCAAGGACCUGCUCUGUAACAGGAGCGACCCUGUGUUUGAGACCCUGCGGACAGGAGUCAUCAUGGCCAAUAAAGAGCGCAAGAAAGGGCAGGACGACAAGAAAAACCCUUUGGCUGCAAUGAUGGACGAGGAGCCAGAGUCUGGGAAGCCGGAAGGAGGCAAGGCUGAGGGUGGCACCUCUGAAGGGGACAAAAAGACUGAGAAGAGUCCAGCAGAUGACAAGAGCAAGAAGCUGCAGCCAGGCUUCCCCCAGUCCCACUACUUUGUGGCUCUCUACCGCUUCAAAGCCCUGGAGAAGGAUGACUUGGACUUCCCGCCAGGGGAGAAGAUCACGGUGGUGGAUGACUCCAAUGAGGAGUGGUGGCGGGGGAAGAUCGGUGAGAAAGUUGGCUACUUCCCCCCCAACUUCAUCAUCCGGGUGCGGGCGGGCGAGAGGGUGCACAAGGUCACCAGGUCCUUCGUGGGCAACAAGGAGAUUGGGCAGAUCACACUCAAGAAGGACCAGAUCGUGGUGCAGAAGGGUGAGGAGGUGAAUGGCUACGUCAAGGUCUACACCGGACGCAAAGUUGGACUCUUCCCAGUGGACUUCCUGCAGGAGAUCUGAGUGGGGCAGCGUCCGAGGGUCCCUGCAGCCUGGGGGGGCACAGAUGCACCCUGGCUGCAGGAUGCUGCCAGGGCUGGGGAUGGGCACCCCUGUCUCCCAGGCCUGCAGCAAUGUGGUCUCUGGUGAGGACCGAGGACUGUGGAGGUGCAGCUCAGGCUCUUUCCCUCGUGGGGUUUUUGGUGCCUUCAGAGACAUUGGGUGCAAGGACGGGGCACCUCCAGACUCGCUUUGGAGGCCACCCAGCCCCUCCCUUGCCAGAGGUGGUGGCUGUCAGGUGCCUCAGGGGGGGGUCAGCAUGGUCCUGCCUGGCUGUUUUGUGUGACUCUG
Molecule: messenger RNA, 1416 nt
Organism: Indicator indicator
Lineage: Eukaryota; Metazoa; Chordata; Aves; Piciformes; Indicatoridae
Gene: STAC3
Product: SH3 and cysteine rich domain 3
Exons: 11
Coding region: 1-1089 (362 amino acids)
Biological process (GO): skeletal muscle contraction; positive regulation of protein localization to plasma membrane; positive regulation of voltage-gated calcium channel activity
Cellular component (GO): extrinsic component of cytoplasmic side of plasma membrane
Molecular function (GO): protein binding
Source: RefSeq, a predicted model, not a curated record